Messenger RNA from Paramecium primaurelia, 239 nucleotides. NCBI's taxonomy places the organism in Eukaryota, Ciliophora, Oligohymenophorea, Peniculida, Parameciidae. The record is from the annotation of a GenBank genome assembly.
AUGAGUUAAGAAAAUAAAGAAGAAAUAAUUAAUCAUAUAUUAAAAGCCACAACAUUUUGUUCAAAGAAGUGUGAAACACUAAAAGUUGAUUAAUUUAAAGGAAAAGAGACAGAAUGCUUAAGUAUUAUGUUAUAAUAAUUAAUCUAGUUUAAUGUGGUUAUGGUUUUGCAGCUUCAAUUCAUUAUUAAGGAUAAUUCAUGAAGUAUUUAAUGGAGCAAACUGAAGGGAUGGAUGAAUGA